CAAAAAGUGCAAUCCCAAAGGGCAUAUCUGUCUAACAAGAACAACACACACACACACGAAAAAUACUCGCUCUAUAACCCCAUUUAACCCAUCCGCAAGCCUCUCGUUUGGUCUUUCUUUCAUGAACUCAAAAGCCUCAACUUUUCUUCAUUGGCUUCAUCCCUUCUCCUGCCUUGCAUGCUCGUCUGGCUGUAAGCCCUGCAACCCAAAACCACACCAGCAAGCCGUGCAACCGUGAACUGGUACAGAGCUUGGGGACUAAGGAGAGCUAGCUAGCAAUGGAUUCAAGCCAAACGCCUCCUCAGGGCCUAACCCAAGAAGAAUAUGCGGAGCUGAAGCCUCUCAUUGACAUAUACCAUAAAUUUGAGCCAACACCGAACACAUGCACAUCGCUAAUAACGCAGCGUAUCGACGCCCCAGCUCAAGCCGUAUGGCCUUUCGUUCGAAGCUUCGAAAACCCCCAAAAAUACAAACACUUCAUCAAGAGUUGUAACAUGAGCGGUGAUGGCAACGUUGGAAGCAUUAGAGAAGUCACUGUCGUCUCGGGUCUUCCAGCUUCGACAAGUACUGAAAGACUAGAGAUUUUGGAUGAUGAAAAGCAUAUAUUAAGCUUUAGGGUUGUUGGAGGUGAGCAUAGGCUGAGAAACUACAGGUCAGUCACUUCGGUCAAUGAGUUUCAUAUGGAAGGGAAAGUCUACACCAUUGUUUUAGAGUCUUAUAUAGUGGAUAUACCAGAAGGGAACACUGGGGAAGAUACAAAAAUGUUUGUGGAUACAGUUGUGAAGUUGAAUCUGCAGAAACUUGGGGUUGUGGCAAUGGGUUCUCUUCAUGGACAUGAUUGAGAAGAAGAUUGAAGUUGGUUGGAUGGAUUAGAUAUCUCUUUGGAACUCUUGUUAGUCUGGAUUUCGGGAAAGUUGGAUUUUUUUUUCUUUUUUAUUUAUUAAUUAAUGGGGUUUGAAGUUUGGGAUUGAUUUGUAUAUCUUAGUUUUUAUCGGGUGACGAACCCAGUUAUAUUGUUAAUUUGUUAUGGCAUAUAUAUUAUUUUAAUCUCUUAAAUACAUGAUUGAAAAACCAUUCAUCUUCAUUUUUAUUGAAGCUUGACCAAUGAAAUAAGAAACAAUAAUUCAGUUUGUUU
This is a messenger RNA of Durio zibethinus, 1135 nucleotides long. Lineage: Eukaryota; Viridiplantae; Streptophyta; Magnoliopsida; Malvales; Malvaceae. The record is from RefSeq and is a predicted model, not a curated record.